UGUUGGGAAAUAUAUCACUUCCGGGUCCCUCUGGUGUUGGGAAAUUCACGUGACAGCGAUGAGUGAGGAGGAGAAACGAGCGGAACUUUACCGAUCGGUGCGAGAAUUCCCCGACUUCCCCUCCCCCGGGGUGACCUUCAGAGACAUCACUCCGGUGAUGAAGAAUCCCUCCGCUCUUCGUGCCGCCACCGAUCUGUUUGAGAGAUUUAUCCGGGAGAACUUCGCUGAUGUGGAUGUGAUUGCCGGAUUGGACUCUCGCGGUUUCCUGUUUGGUCCGGUUUUGGCGCAGAGAUUGGAGAUCGGCUUCGUAUUGAUUCGGAAAAAAGGAAAAUUACCGGGACCCACGGAGUGCGUUUCCUACGCCCUGGAGUAUGGGAAGGCGGAGAUUGAGAUCCAGUCGGAUGCUGUGGAUCCGGGACAGAAAGUUGUGAUCAUCGAUGAUCUGCUGGCUACAGGAGGGACGAUGAGCGCCGCCUGCGAUCUCCUGCAGAGGAAGAACGCCGAGAUCCUGAGCUGUCUGGUGCUGAUUGAGCUGAAAUCAUUGAAAGGCGCCGAGAAGCUCCGCCCCCACCAUGUCCACUCCCUGCUUCAGUAUGACUGAGGGGGGCGCUGCUCGGGGGUCCCGGCACUACGAGGGGCCGAUGACGGCUUCAUCAUCUGAAGGGCGAAUCUCUCUGCAGCCAAUCACAGAGGGAUUUGCUGAUCUCAGUGGGGAGUGGUCCUAUGUAAUAGACCCACCCCUAAUUAUAUGUUCACCCUCCAAGUUACUGUGGGCGGAGCCGACUUGGGGUUAAAGGGUCGGAAUAUUUCACCAGUCUAAUGGAAUCAAUUAAAUUCACCUCGCUCGCCCUUCCUUUUGCUCCCCCGCCA
Rana temporaria (common frog) is the source of this 870-nucleotide messenger RNA. RefSeq names its product adenine phosphoribosyltransferase-like. The transcript is spliced from 5 exons. Gene Ontology annotation, cellular component: cytoplasm. Bases 59 to 601 code for a protein of 180 amino acids. Gene Ontology annotation, biological process: AMP salvage; adenine salvage. Lineage: Eukaryota; Metazoa; Chordata; Amphibia; Anura; Ranidae. The record is from RefSeq and is a predicted model, not a curated record. Gene Ontology annotation, molecular function: adenine binding; AMP binding; adenine phosphoribosyltransferase activity.